Molecule: messenger RNA, 8639 nt
Organism: Drosophila virilis
Lineage: Eukaryota; Metazoa; Arthropoda; Insecta; Diptera; Drosophilidae
Gene: Nlg1
Product: Neuroligin 1
Biological process (GO): modulation of chemical synaptic transmission; presynaptic membrane assembly; chemical synaptic transmission
Cellular component (GO): synapse; plasma membrane; cell surface
Molecular function (GO): signaling receptor activity; neurexin family protein binding
Source: RefSeq, a predicted model, not a curated record
GACCCCUAAAACACAAAAAUAAAACAACCGAAAAGGAAAUGUGAAAAAGGAAAAUGCUUUUGUGAAAUAGCGUAUAUCAUUUAUGGAACGGCACAAGCGGAAGUUUAUUUAUGCAAUCGAUUUGUGAACCUAAAAAUAGUUUAUUUAUUUAUUUGUGACAAAAAAAAAAAAAGAAAAGAUAAUAAAUAUUUUUAUCGUUUGCCAAGCGCUGAGCGAUCAAAGCGUUGGCAAAAAGAUUCAACGUUCAGAUCAAAGUGUCCCGAAAUCUUAAACAGCAAAUCAAGCGAAAAAGCCAUUCCGCAAAUUGUGUGAAAACUAUUCGAGGCAGCUGGAAAAUCCAUGUAAAUGAAAUAGAAGAAAAUGUGGCGAUUUUGGCAGAGCAUAAAACUCAAUUAACAACAAAGAAAACGCUAAGAUAAAAGACAAAUACAAAAGACAAACGUAAUGUGAAAACUUACGCUCGGCUAAAAUUAAAAUUAAAAUUGAAAUUGAAAAUUUGAAAAUAAAAAGACGAAGAACCAGCAACGAGUAGAAACCAGGGGCAAAGCAGGCGCCAUGAAGUUUCAUUUGGGCGCUUUUUGGCUAUUUCUGUUGACAGUUGGUGGCAGUCAGAAGCAAUUAAGCGAUAAUUGUUGCCACGGGCUGGCCACUUGGGGCAUUCCAGCUGUAGCCGCAGCAACUGCUGCACUACCAAAGCAAAAAUCAAUUCAGUCACCGCCAAACUUCCGCAAUGGCAGCAAGCACAACGGAAAUGAGCUGGAAAAUGCAACAAAAUUCCGUGUGGCCGCAAUGCAAACACCAGCUGAGCCAUCGCCGGUUAUUGGGGACAUAACAACAACAACAACAACAACAACAACAACAACAAGAACAACAUGGCCACCAGCUCAACCGGAUGUCACCACAUUGACGGCCAAAUCAAUCGUUCAGCUAACAUUCAAGCAAGCCAAGGCACACAAUUUGGAGCUCAGCUUUAAGGAGCGCAUGUCACAGCUAUUUGCCAGCGAAGAGUCAGAGUCCAGUCUAACAACAACAAUAACAACCACAACAACAACGUCCUCUGACAUCGAUAACAGCAGUGGAAGCGGUACGAGUACUCAUCAUCCGGAACGCCGUCAUGUGGUGCCUGACAAGCUGCAGUACACGAAAGAGUUGCAAAUCAAACAGGGUCGUCUGAUGGGCAUCACACGUCGCUUCUUGGUGACCAGUGGACUGCGCGAGGUGGAUCAGUAUCUGGGGCUCCCGUAUGCGGAGGCGCCCAUUGGCAGUAGACGCUUUAUGCCGCCGGGCGCUCCGCUGCCGUGGCAGGGACUGAAAAUAGCGCGUCAUUUGCCGCCGGUUUGUCCACAAAAACUACCGGAUGUGUCAGGACCCAGCAGCGUGAAUAUGUCACGUGGUCGUUACAAGCACUUGAUGCGGCUAAUGCCCUAUUUGAAAACCGAGAGCGAGGAUUGCUUGUACUUAAAUCUAUAUGUUCCGCACGAGGAGCCGCUGGCAAAGCCCAAGUUGCAUGCGGUGCUUGUUUAUUUGCAUGGUGAGUCCUUUGAGUGGAACAGCGGCAAUGCUUACGAUGGGUCAGUGCUGGCCAGCUAUGGCGAGGUAAUUGUGGUCACCGUCAACUAUCGCCUGGGCGUGCUGGGGUUUAUGCGUCCUGGCAUUGAUGCUCAUAAUAUAGCCAACUAUGCGCUGCUCGAUCAGAUAGCGGCACUGCACUGGAUCAAGGAGAACAUUGGCUCCUUUGGCGGCGAUAAUACGCGGGUUACACUCAUGGGCCACAGCACGGGCGCCGCCUGCGUCAAUUAUCUAAUGGUCUCACCGGUGGCAUCAGGUUUAUUUCAUCGCGCCAUACUUAUGUCCGGCUCGGCCAUGUCCGACUGGGCAGCCAGCAAUCAAUCGCUGCAAUUGACCAUGCAAAUAGCCAACGCCCUCGACUGCCCGCUGGGUGACCACGAAGAGGAUGAUGCUCUGCUCGAUUGCCUGCGCCAGCGUCGCUACCAGGAUAUCUUGCACAUACCAACAUCGUUUCAACAAUUUUCAACAUCAUUGGGUCCAAUUGUCGAUGGACACGUAAUACCAAAUCAACCAUACAAGGUCAUGGGGCAUUAUACGGAGCAUUUCAGCCGUUAUGAUUUAUUAUUCGGCAUCACGGAGUCAGAAUCCUAUCAUACAUUGGCCGCAUUAGCACUCGAGGAAGGAUUACGUGAAAAUGAACGCGAUAAUUUAUUGCGCUUCUAUAUGCAGAGUCGCUUUGAUGUACGCCCCGAUUUGGCAUUGGCUGCCACGCUAAAAAAAUACCAGGACAUGUACAACAAUCCGAUAAAGGCCACUAAUUUGGAACAUCGCGACGUUGUGCUGGAUAUACUCUCCGAUGCUCGGGUCGUCGGACCCCUGCUGCAGACGGGCAUGUUCCAUGCGGAUGUGAAUCGACGCAAUUAUAUGUACGUUUUCGGUCAUAAUAGCGCGACGGGCCCUUACGCACAUCUUCCACAUAGCAUAAUGGGCGAGGAGUUGGCUUUCGUUUUUGGUGCGCCGCUGGCGCCGGCCGGCCCAUUUUCCAGCCACAACUAUUCCGUGCAGGAAAAGCUGCUUUCCGAGGCGGUAAUGGCAUAUUGGACGAACUUCGUAAAGACCGGCAAUCCGAAAGCACCCUGGAAGGGAACAUUUUUGAAUUCGCAUCUCUUGGAAUGGGAUCGCUACGAUUUGGACUGGCCGGAGUUUAAUAAGCGUGCGCAGGCCUAUCUCAAUAUUGGGAUUCCGCCGACAGUGGGCUACAAAUACCGCCAGAUUUACAUGAAUUUUUGGAACAAAGAGCUGCCGGACGAGUUGAAUCAAAUUGCGGCAAUACAGGUGCGAGGGCAGCAACAGCAGCUGAACGGAAAUGAGGUGAUUACGGGCCAUAUGAGCAAAUACGGGGCGCGUGACAAUGGCGCCGAGGAUCCGGUGCGUACGCUGAAAUUGCUGCUACAGGAGCCGCUGGCAACGGGCAGCGAGCAGCUAGAAACCGCUGCGGAAAACAUGUACAAUGCCCCGCCCACAUUUGGUCAUGUGCAUAGGCAGCAGCAGCAACAGCAGCAACAGCAGCAGCAGGGCAUUGGCACUAAUGGUGCUGAGGGCGUGGCCAUAUCCGGCGAGGAUACGACACACAGCAAUGACUAUGGGGAGUACGGGGCGUCAUCUUCCACAGCGACGCCAGCCGAGCCCAUUGCCAAAUCCGAGACGACGUUGCAGCUGCUUAUUGCGCUCAUCGCCAUCUUCAUUGUGCUAAACGUUGCCAUCUACGCAACAUUUCUGUUGCGCCAGCGUCGGAAGCGCAACACAUCCCUGCAACGCAAGCUGGGCGGCAACAUUCUCACCUACGAUGGCGCCAACGAUGAUGAGCUGAAGCGUUGCAGCAAGUCGCGCGAUGGCGACGAUAGCUUCACCCUGGACAUGGUGCGCAAGUCCAAUACCUACGAAGCCAUCAAGACGGGCCAGCGCUCGCCAAUUAAUGGCUAUGCCAUGCACCGUCAGCUGAGCAGCUCCACGGUGGACACGCACACCAAGGUAUGCGAGUGGAUGUCCGCACAGCAUCAGCAUACGAAUUCAGGCCAUAAGCUGCCCAAAUCAGGCAGCUUUAAUACCACGCCCCCGCCGCCGCCAGCUGUGCAAUCGGAUAGCCGCAUUAUCAUAUGCCAGGACAUAGAAGUUGCGGAUGCCGCGCUGCUGACACCGCAGCAUAUGCAUGAGACGCUUGAGGGCAUGCAUUAUGAGCUGCUGCUGCAGCGCCAGCACUCGGCGCUCACAGAGCCUAGUGAAGCCACUCUGCAGCCGCAGCAUGGCCACACCUACGCACACGCCCAUUCACACUCGGAUCCGGUGGACAUGAUUUUAGCUGCUGAUGAGCAGAUAACCAGCUUUGUGCAUGCUGAUGAUGUGGACAUCAAUGUGACCAGCCGCGACGAGGAUGCACUCGUGCUGCAACCGCUAAGCGCCGCACAGCAACUGGAGCUGCUGCGUCAGCGCAACUAUCCCAAGGUAUUGCCGACGGCGCAGGAUUUGCGCACGAGUCAUAGCUACAAACGCAACUCGCUGCCGCCGCAGAAUUUUACCGCGCCGCUACCACCGCCGCGCACCAUUAGCAGCACGCUGGGCCGGCGGCGUCGAGAUAGCAGCAACAUAACCACAUCGCCGCUUAUGCUGGCACAGGACUCUGGCGAAGAGGAGCCUCGUGAGCCGCAAAUCACGCAAAAUACACUGAUUGUGGGACCCAUUGUACCCAAGUCACCAGCGGCAUCCCUUAAACGCAUCAAGCACACGUCCCCCGCGCGGGCUGAUAUGGCUACCACAGAGGUCAGCGGUGUGGCCACGGCCCUAAGUACAUUAGGCGGUUCGUUUCAGUCAUUCGAGUCGGUGCCGCCGGCGCAUGAGGCAACCCCACCACAGGGUCAACGCACCGAGUGCGUCUAUGCAAUAGCGGCGAGCGCCAGUGUCAGCUCCGUGCCAGGCAUCAGCUCGCCCAGCAGCUGGUCUGCACCGAAUGGUGAUCUGUAUGCGCAGCCAACAAAGUCCGCCUCGAGAACGUCGCUCAUUCCGCGACCGUUGCAGACAGCGCCAGCAGCAGCAGCAGCAGAGGCGCCAGCUGCGACGCAGCACGUGUCAACUGCAGCUGACUCGGCCACGCCCAGCCGCAUACCGCAGCUGCAGCGUCAGGCAUCCGGCAAGGAGCUGUCGCCUGUUGACGGCCAGCAGACAGUAGAUGCCACAACACCAACAUCAAAUUCACGCGUCGGCUCCACCAUCUCAAGUGAUUCAUCCGCUUCGGCUGCCUCCUGGCGCAACUCCACGACGUCUUCGUCCUCGUCGUCGACGGGCACCGUGCGAACGGAACUGCAGCAUUGCCAGCAGUCUGGGCGCACUAUUGCCACUCACAUAUAGUAGUCGUAGACGCCAAGCAGAGCUCUCAAUUUGACACCAUUAACGGACCCGCUGUGCCGAGCAGGGCCUCGAAAUGCAACGACAGCACCAGAUUUUGGAUUCCAGUGCAAUGAGAGUCGGCUGCCAAAUCCUUUGACGGCUUGUGGCUUGAACUGCAGUGAAAGCCACUCACGCGCGGCAAUACGCUCGCAAUUUUCAAGUGUUUGCGAAAAUUUAAUAAUACAUUUUGGUCGAAAGUUUAUCUUUGACUUGGCGGUUGGAUUGCACAAGCGGAAUCCUUCAGCGGGCGCACCAGGAUCUGCUGCAGCUUGCGGUCGCAUUGGUUGGCAAAAGUUUUGUCCAAAUUCCAGUUUCGUUUAAGCUCUCAUUCAAAUGAGAAGGCACAAAAACCGAAACAGCUAACGAAAACCCUAGUAAUAUGAGUUGUGAGUUGAAUUUUAUGAAAGAGAUUCCGAAAAAUUAUGGGAAAGGUCUUAAAAAAAAUGUAUUUUAAUUAGUUAAUUGAUUUAAAAAUGGGUCGAAAAGCAAAAAGCAAGAUAUUAUGUGCGCAAUAAAAGUAUGUCAAGCAUAGUUUACUGAUUUAGGCAAAUAAAAAUCGAAGAGUAAAUUAAAAUUAACUAUAAUAUGCUUAACUCUAUCAGGAUAAUUAAGAUAUUAUAUGUAUAUGAUGCUUUAAAUAUAUGCUGAUAAAAAUUGUUUAAGAAAAUCAAACUGAUAUCAAGAAUAUUUCAUUUGAAAAUAUUCUCUGUAUUAGUUCUUAGUUAAAAAGUUAAAUAUAUAGAUAUGUAUAGGAAGGGAACAUAUAUAAAUAGUGCAUGUAGUCACACCAUAGGUAGAACAUUUUAGUUCUAGAGCGCAAAAGAAGAAAACUAACAAAGUUCAGCUACAACGCAGCCUGAUUUUAGUUUAUAAGGAAAUCGUUAAACAAGUAUUAUGGGAAGAUUAAAUGGCAGCUACGAUAACUACGAUAAUGAUAGCCUCUAUAACUAAGCAUAAUUUAUAAAUAACGUAAAUAAUAAUUAAGCAACUUUGUGUUUAAGUACAUAAUCAUGUAGAAAAGUUCGACUUAUUUAUUUACGCAAAUUGAUAAUUGGGAAGAAAAAAACUUUACCGUUGCCUCUGCUUGUGCCUUGUUACCUGCAAAUAAGCCCGAACAAUGCGCAAUUUUAUCGACUACAAAUUGGCCCAAAACUCUUGUGUCAGCAAUUUGGCAAAUAAGAGCUUCUUAUAUAACCAACAGCAGCCAAUACAAUGAGCACAAUUUUCCGGGUGCUGCCAACUUAAUUUGAAGUCCUGACUAAAUCUCAAGCAAUGUCAACAUUGGUACAGUGGCAAAUAUUUCAAAUAUUUUCAGAUUUUCUGUGAGUAUUUCUUGCCGCAGGGAAUUACAUCAAACUUGUCACCACAAAAUAGUUUCCAAGCAGUUGCCUAAACUCUAUCCAAGCUGGAAUAAAGUUUUGCGACUGGCUUUUAUCCUGGGCCUUUGCCUUUGUGGCACAUUACUUUUUGGUCUUUCAGCGAAUUGAAUUAUUGUGUCGCCGUUUUCUUUUUCCAAGGGUUCAGGGUUUUUGGUUUUUUUUUUAUGCAAAUUGCUGUCAUGCAGUUGGCGCGUUUUUAUUCCGCUUGGAACAGAACAAAAACCUUGGCCAAAAAGUAAAAGAAUGUUUUUUAGGACAAAUUGAAAUCCUUGCUAUAAACACAACCAAAACUCAGAACGCACAAAAGUUGUAAUUAAAUUGUGCGCCCAAUUGAAUUGUUUGGCGGCAAGGUGCAAAGGAAAAGUCCCGUUCGCAUUUUCAUAAUUCCUCUUUACGCAUUAAUAUUUGUUUUACGCUAAUUUUGUUAAGUUCUUUCCUACUUCAUAAGCUGGUCUCCCCCCACGCCCCUAGUUGGCACUAAUUGGUGUACACAGAAACUUGUCGGUAUAACAAGGGGGCAGCAUAUAAAUUGGUUAAGAAGAUCUGUAGCGUAGUGUCAACACGAUUGACACAUAUUUGCACUUCAAAGAGUGGCAAAGCGGGGGGUAUGACAUCCUGUGGCUUCACAUAUGACUGACUCGAUUUCCAGCUGUUCGCAUUUGCCUGCUGGUCGGCUCUGUGUUAAUUUGCUGCAAUUGCCAAAUGCUUCAAGCGUUCUCUACACUCAAUUUCAAAGCACAUUUCCCACAAUGCUUUUCACUUGCUUCUCAAUUUUCUCGGCAUGUGGGUUAUUGUAUUUCGAGUAUUUGCCUUUGUGCAUUGUUGAGUCUUGUGAAUCAUGGGCAGAGUUUGAAGCAUUUGGUUAAUUAAAUCAAACCAGACGUAAAGAAAAUAACAACUUAUAAAGCUACUAUGCAAGUGAAAAUAAGGCAAACAAGGGAUUAGCCAUCAGUGGAAAAAUGUAUCCUCAGUUCUCUUUUAUCAGUAUUUCGGAGUAACGGUUUGACUCCUUCCUUUGUUCUGCUUUCUAUGAAAAUAAGAUAUGUAUAAAUCAGUUUUUCAUGAUUUUCCACCAAAUUUCACAUUGUAACGACAUUCGUUUGUAAUUUGCGAAAUACUUCUUUAAAACUUAACCGACACCCACUAAAGUUAAUCAAAGUUUCUAACCAAAAAAAAGAGACCCACAAAAACCUCUAGAUGAAGAAGCCAAAUUAUUUACCUAAAUUGCCGACAGCCACAAAUUAGUUUGAGCUCAAGAGAAGAUUAAAAUGAAAUUCUAUGAGAUUGCUUAGCUAUUUCCACAUACACAAAGAUGCGAAGCGAUUCAGGGAAAUAACUUGUAGAUAAGUGGAUGAACAUCCACAUAUACACAGAAAGACAAGUGCAGGAGCCAUAACUAAAACUUUUUCGAGAUGGGCAAAAAUGCAAGCAUAUAACAAUUGAAUAGAACAAUUUUUGGCCAAGGUUUUGAUUUAUAGUUGACAAUUUUUACCCAAUGUAAGAUUAUUAUGUUUUUUGUGGCUUGCGGAAGGAACCAGAAGGAACAAUUGAAAAUCGGUGCCAAAGGGGUGACAUGAAAAAUAAAAUAAAUAUUUAUUGCAGUUUAAUAUAUAAUCGCAUUAAAUUUAAACUGUCAGCGGGAAAAAAGAAAAAAGCUUAAGUAAAAAUUAUUCAAAAUAAAUUUGCAUUAAUUAAAUACGACAGGGUGGUGAAUAAUGAUAAUUGCAUAUAAUAAAUGCAUAUGCGAUGAUAUUUUUGUGGUAUGUCUGUACACAAAUUAAGCGGCUUAAAAACGUCAUGACUAAUUAAUGCACUUUAUAAUUAGUAUUAUAAGUUUAAUAUCAUUAAGCUUAUUUUGUACUAUUAAGUUGCACAUGCAUAUACAAUUAAAUGCCAACAGGGCCAACAGCUUAAAUUCAAUAGCAUUCAGCAAUAAACUGGUUAAACAUUCCACAAUAUGACAGGACCCGAUCCCCAUUUAUGCAGAAAAUUAAAAAUGAUAUAUUUAAAAAAUGGUGGGCAAAGGCAAAUAUGCAAAUUAUGUUGUCUCAUGUAGUUCACUUUAUAUGAUGAUGACUAUUGUUUUAUUUAUAUUUUUAUUUAAUUGAUAAUGUGCUUGUGCAUUGUUUGACUUUUUAAUGAAAAUUUUCAUAAUUUUAUGAAAACGAAAUCAACAAAGGACACAACAUAAACAUGUGUAAAUUAUUUAAAAGCCAACAAUUACUAUAAUCUGUAUCUGUAUGUGUAAAACAAAAAAUAUUAAAAAAAUUAUUGAAGCUGAAAUAAAGUACAUUCUACAUUUAUCAAGGA